CGGCGGGAGGAACCGGCUGAAAGGUGGUGGCUGCGGGCUGUGGUCGCGGGGGUCCGAGGGGCUCGCGCUUCCCCCUCCGCGCCAUGGCAAAGGCCGCAGACGUGGUGCGGCUGCUCCUGGGCUCCACGGCGCUGUGCUUCUCGCUGCUCGGCUCCCGGACAGCCUCGGCGUCCAAGGCGGUGACGGCCCACUUGGCCGCGAAGUGGCCCGAGACCCCGUUGCUGCUGGAGGCCAGUGAAUUUAUGGCAGAAGAAAGUAAUGAAAAAUUUUGGCUGUUUUUGGAAACUGUACAAGAAUUAGCAGUUUUUAAGCAAACAGAAUCAGCUUAUUCUUAUUACAACUUAAUCCUGAAGAAAGCUGGACAAUUCUUAGACAAUUUGCAUAUCAACCUCUUAAAGUUUGCUUUCUCAAUAAGAGCAUACUCACCAACUAUUCAGAUGUUUCAACAGAUUGCAGCUGAUGAGCCCCCGCCAGACGGCUGCGAUGCAUUUGUGGUUAUCCAUAAAAAACACACCUGUAAAAUUAAUGAGCUCAAAAAGCUGCUGAAGAAGGCUACUUCAAGGCCCAGACCUUACCUGUUUAAAGGUGAUCAUAAAUUUCCUACAAACAAAGAGAACUUACCAGUGACUAUACUCUAUGCUGAAAUUGGUACCAGAGCAUUUAGUAAAUUUCACAAAGUAUUGUCUGAAAAAGCUCAAAAUGGGAAAAUUCUGUAUGUUCUUCGGCAUUAUAUUCAGAAACCAGUCUCACAGAAAAUGUACUUAUCCGGCUACGGUGUGGAGCUAGCGAUUAAAAGUACAGAAUACAAAGCUUUGGAUGACACCCAGGUUAAAACAGCGACCAAUACUACUGUGGAGGAUGAGGUUGAGACAAAUGAGGUUCAAGGAUUUCUCUUCUGGAAACUAAAACAAAGGUAUUCAGAUCUUAGAGAUAAUCUGACAACAUUCCAAAAAUACCUGAUUGAGAGUAGCAAAGAAAUGACGCCUUUGAAAGUCUGGGAACUACAAGAUCUUAGUUUUCAGGCAGCUUCUCAAAUAAUGUCCACUCCAGUUUAUGAUGCCAUAAAAUUAAUGAAAGACAUUUCACAGAACUUCCCCAUAAAAGCCAGAUCUCUGACCAGAAUUGCUGUAAAUCAACUUAUGAGGGAGGAAAUACAGGAAAAUCAAAAGGGUCUUCAUGAUAGAUUUGAAAUUCAGCCAGGUGAUGCUUGUCUGUUCAUAAAUGGACUUCGUGUGGAUAUGAGUGCUUAUGAUCCUUUUAGUCUUUUGGAUAUGCUGAAACUAGAAGGAAAAAUGAUGAAUGGCCUCCGCAACCUUGGGAUCAUCAAAGAAGAUGUUAGCAGAUUUUUAAAAUUAAACUCCCAUGUUUUGGACCAUACCUAUGCGUUAGAUAUUAGGCAUUCUUCUAUAGUGUGGAUUAAUGACCUAGAAAAUGAUGAUUUGUAUGUCACAUGGCCUGCAAGUUGCCAGGAGCUUCUGAAGCCCUUGUUCCCUGGAACUAUACCUUCUGUAAGGCGUAAUUUUCAUAAUUUGGUUCUGUUUAUUGAUCCUGCUCAAGGAUAUACCUUGGAUUUUGUAAAACUUGCUGAACUUUUCUAUUACCAUAAAAUUCCUCUUCGAAUUGGUUUUGUGUUCAUUGUUAACACAGAUGAUGAAGUUGAUGGAGCCGAUGAUGUCGGCGUUGCUCUUUGGCGAGCUUUCAACUAUAUUGCAGAAGAACAUGAUGUCUCACAAGCAUUUAUUUCCAUAGUACAAAUGUACCAAAGAGUGAAGAAUGACAAUAUACUCACCGUGGACCAUGUGAAGAGUGUCCUCCUAAAGCUAUUUCCAGAUGCUAAUAUUUGGGAUAUUUUGGGCAUUCACUCUAAAUACGAUAACGGCAGAAAGGAAGGAGCAAGCUUUUACAGGAUGAAUGGCCUGGGUCCUUUGCCUCAAGCCCUUUAUAAUGGAGAACCCUUUAAGCUUGAGCAGCUGAAUGCUGCAGAGCUGGAAACAAAUGUUCUUCACAGAAUGAUGGAUGCAACCAUAAAUUUACAGAGGGAGGUUUUGACGGGCGUAUUAAAUGAUCAAACAAAUGUAAUUGAUUUCCUUAUGGAGAAGAAGAAUGUCGUACCCAGUGUAAAUCCUUCGAUUUUGCACACAAAAUGGCAGUACCUUAAUUUAAUAUCCACAUCAGUAACUGCUGAUGUUGAAGAUUUCUCCACAUUCUAUUUCUUGGAUUCACAAGAUAAGAGUGCUGUAAUAGCAGAGAACAUGUAUUAUUUAACCCAAGAAGAGGAUGAUGUAAUUUCUUCAGUUACUCUCUGGAUUAUUGCUGAUUUUGACAAACCAUCUGGGCGAAAACUACUGUUUAAUGCAUUAAAGUUCAUGAAAACAAGUGUUCACAGUCGGUUGGGGGUUAUUUAUAAUCCUACUUCAAAAAUAAAUGAAGAGAACACAGCUAUUUCUAGAGGAGUUUUGGCAGCUUUUCUUACACAGAAAAACAGCGUUUUGAGAAACUUUCUCAGGAAACUGGCAAAGGAAGAAACUGCUACAGCUAUUUACUCUGGAGAAAAAAUUAAAACAUUCCUUACUGAGGGGAUGGAUAAGAAUGCUUUUGAGAAAAAAUAUAACACUGUUGGAGUGAAUAUUUUCCAAACUCAUCAGCUGUUCUGUCAAGAUGUACUUCAAUUGCGUCCUGGAGAACUAGGUAUUGUCAGCAAUGGGAAAUUCUCAGGACCUUUAGAUGAAAAUUUCUAUACAGAAGAUUUUUACUUCUUGGAAAAAAUGACAUUUACUAAUUUAGUAGAGAAAAUUAAAGGCAUUGUUGAAAAUAUGGAAAUCAGUUCAAAGAACAUGAGUGACCUUGUUAUGAAAGUUGAUGCCCUUCUUUCCUCUUUGCCUAAACUUGCAUCUCGCCAUGAUAUCACAUUUCUGAGAGAGAAUCACAGCAUUAUAACGAUAAAUCCUGAAGAGAAUGACAUGUUCUUUGAUGUCAUUGCUAUUGUUGAUCCAUUAACAAGAGAAGCACAGAAGAUGGCCCAGUUAUUGAUUGUACUUGGCAAGAUUAUCAACAUGAAGAUAAAAUUGUUCAUGAACUGUAGGGGUAAGCUUUCAGAAGCCCCUUUAAAGAGCUUCUAUCGUUUUGUUCUGGAGCCAGAGCUGGUGUUGGUGGCUGGUGGCAUUUCUGGACCCGUGGCGACAUUCUUGGAUAUCCCUGAAGCCCCCCUUCUUACCCUCAACAUGAUUACUCCCGAAGGCUGGUUGGUUGAAACAGUACACAGCAACUGUGACCUUGACAACAUUCACCUCAAGGAUAUUGAGAGAACUGUUAUAGCAGAAUAUGAACUAGAGUAUCUACUGCUGGAAGGACAUUGCUUCGAUACAAUGACAGAACAACCUCCUCGGGGCCUGCAGUUUACACUUGGCACAAAAAAUAAACCUGUUGUGGUUGAUACAAUAGUGAUGGCCAAUCUCGGAUAUUUUCAAUUAAAAGCGAACCCAGGUGCUUGGAUACUGAAAUUACGUGAAGGAAAAUCUGAAGAUAUUUAUCAAAUAGUUGGGCAUGAAGGAACGGACUCUGAGCCAGACCAGGGAGAUGUCAUUGUUGUGAUAAACAGCUUCAAGAGCAAAAUACUGGAAGUACAAGUACAAAAGAAGCCAGACAAAAUUAAGGAGGAUAUCCUUACUGAUAAAGAUGAAAAGAAAAAAGGAAUGUGGGAUUCCAUUAAAAGUUUCACAAGAAGGUUGCAUAAAGAAAAAGACAAAAAGGAAGCAGAUGUUCUAAACAUAUUUUCAGUUGCUUCUGGCCAUUUAUAUGAACGCUUUUUAAGAAUUAUGAUGCUUUCUGUUUUACGUAACACCAAAACACCUGUGAAAUUCUGGUUUCUAAAAAAUUAUCUCUCACCAACAUUUAAAGAGGUGAUUCCUCACAUGGCCGAGGAGUAUGGCUUCCAGUAUGAACUCGUGCAGUACAGGUGGCCCAGCUGGCUCCAUCAGCAGACUGAAAAACAGAGGAUUAUUUGGGGUUACAAAAUUCUUUUCCUCGAUGUCCUCUUUCCUCUGGCGGUGGACAAAAUCAUUUUUGUUGAUGCUGACCAGAUUGUGAGACAUGACCUAAAAGAACUCCGAGAUUUCGAUCUGGGUGGAGCACCUUACGGGUAUACUCCAUUUUGUGAUAGCCGCACUGAAAUGGAUGGAUAUCGUUUCUGGAAAAAAGGAUACUGGGCAUCACAUCUCUUAAGAAGGAAAUACCAUAUCAGCGCCUUGUAUGUGGUGGAUCUCAAGAAGUUCAGAAGAAUUGCAGCAGGAGACAGGCUCCGGGGCCAGUACCAAGCUCUCAGUCAAGAUCCAAACAGUCUUUCAAACCUCGAUCAGGAUCUCCCCAAUAAUAUGAUUUACCAAGUCGCCAUUAAGUCUCUUCCUCAAGACUGGCUGUGGUGUGAAACAUGGUGUGACGACGACUCCAAACAGAGAGCCAAAACCAUUGAUCUGUGCAAUAAUCCCAAAACAAAAGAGCCCAAGCUACAGGCUGCUGCCAGGAUUGUCCCAGAAUGGGUGGAGUAUGACACGGAGAUCCGACGACUGUUAGAUCACCUGGAAAACAAGAAGAAAAACGCAAUUUUGACGCAUGAUGAGCUCUAGCACUGGCUUCCAGGAGGAAGACAGAAUGAGAGGACGUCUGCCACCUGCUGGGGAAGUGUGGAACUACUGCUAAGACUUUUGGAAAUUUCAUUAAAGAUCAGUGACAUACUCCUCAAUUUAAAUAAUAUUAAUUAUUUUAAAAUACAUGUACGUAAUGUAUUGAAUAAGUUUAAGUUAUAUAAAAAAUGACCAUCGAGUAUUUAAAACUAGAUUUUUUUUUUCUUUAUUGCUUGAAACACUGGGUUUUCACCCGUUAAAGUGGUACUUUGCCAGAUCGCCCAGUUAGAACAUAAGCAGACUGGCUGGUCCUCACGGGGAUGUAGCAAACCGACUCCGUCUGUGUUUUCCCUCUUCGUGCACCCAUAUUUCUUUAAUUGCAAACGCACUUAAAAUUAGAGAAAUCUCUUGUGUUUUUUUCUUUUGAGAAAGGAAAAGGACUCAUGGUUACCUCUGAAUAAUAAAAAAAAAAUUAAGCCCAUUUAUAACUUACUUUAAAAUGAAAGAAGUGUGGUACUAUACUAUAAUCAUUUAUUCAUCUUAAGCGAUAUGAUACAAUUCUAUGCUGUAUUUCUAUCUUCUUAGUGUUUCUAAUCUUUGAGAAAAUUACAUUCAUGGGCUUAGGAG
Lontra canadensis (Northern American river otter) is the source of this 5246-nucleotide messenger RNA. It is a transcript of the gene UGGT2, whose product is annotated as UDP-glucose glycoprotein glucosyltransferase 2. Gene Ontology annotation, cellular component: endoplasmic reticulum. NCBI's taxonomy places the organism in Eukaryota, Metazoa, Chordata, Mammalia, Carnivora, Mustelidae. The coding region runs from base 84 to 4622 and encodes 1512 amino acids. The record is from RefSeq and is a predicted model, not a curated record. Gene Ontology annotation, molecular function: UDP-glucose:glycoprotein glucosyltransferase activity. The transcript has 39 exons.